AUGGAUUGGUAUUCUUGGUUAUCCAAGACUAGCCUUGAUCAAACACUUAUCUAUGAGUAUGGUCUUGUUUUCAACAGAAAUGAGCUUCAAAAAGAGGACUUGAUUUACUUCAACCAUGAAUUUCUUCUAAGCAUGGGCAUAAUUGUAGCCAAACACAGACUAGAGAUUCUCAAAUUGGCAAGAAAGGAAAGAGGAGGAACAAUCUCAUCAUCAAAUGGCCUUUCUAGACUUGUUUUGGCAAUCAACAAAACCAAGAAGCUCAUUUCCAAGAACUUCAACAAACUCAGUUUCCACCGAGCUUCGACUCAUCUGGCUCUCUCCGAGCUCAAACCUUGCCCAACACAGUGGACCAGAGCACUGACGAAGCUCAACAACAACAAAAACAGCGUAUCCUGGGUGUGA
Lycium ferocissimum is the source of this 402-nucleotide messenger RNA. RefSeq lists its product as uncharacterized. NCBI's taxonomy places the organism in Eukaryota, Viridiplantae, Streptophyta, Magnoliopsida, Solanales, Solanaceae. The coding region runs from base 1 to 402 and encodes 133 amino acids. The record is from RefSeq and is a predicted model, not a curated record. The transcript has a single exon.